Messenger RNA from Fonsecaea erecta, 3081 nucleotides. RefSeq lists its product as hypothetical. The transcript is spliced from 5 exons. The coding region runs from base 1 to 3081 and encodes 1026 amino acids. The record is from RefSeq and is a predicted model, not a curated record. NCBI's taxonomy places the organism in Eukaryota, Fungi, Ascomycota, Eurotiomycetes, Chaetothyriales, Herpotrichiellaceae.
AUGGAGCAUUUGCUCGCCCCAGACGGCGCCGCCAGAAUCGACAUCCCAUACAUUGAGACCCAAGAAUUCGAAGCCCACCAGACGACUCGAGUCGAUGUCCUGGAGAACUUCAAGAGCUACAUUGAGCGUUCGGGAUGGCAACGGAACCCGCAAACAGGAGACGUCGACUUUAGCAACCGCAGUCCCAGAGAGAUUUUGCAGCAUCUCCAAACGUGGCUCUACUUUGGAUGCCUCGUUUCCGUGUUCCGAAAGGUGGGAGUCACGGUUUGUACCGGCGACUUUCUCGACAGCCACCCAACCCGCCAGGGACAGAGGGUGGUCUGCACGAAUAAGUUACAAGGCUUCGUGGGAAAAUGGGCGCAGUACGAGGGCUUUGCUACCGGGCCCGUCGUCCCCAGAGAUUUCUCGAACCCCAAAUACCUUCGUGGAGAAAACAUCAAGGAAAUCCUCAACUAUACCUUCUGGUACCUGGGCGUAUACGGGCGUCAAAUUGGACGCUUUCCCGAGCCCUACAGGUGCAGGGCGAAGCUAAUUGAAUUAUCCAUCAUGGCCAUGGGCGAGAGCCUCUGCUCCGCACUGACGGUCAUAUAUGGUUACGAAAGCAGCCACAUGCCGACUUGGGGGCCCAGUCCGGUGUUGGACGCCCGGUUGAAAAGGAACGGCUGGUGCCCGAGCGACUCGCCGUUCUUCCCCGAGUCCAUGACCAAGGCGGCCAUCAGUGCUGACUAUUAUUUCGGCGGACGUCGCUGUCCCUGGGAUCAGCGGGACCAUUCGACAUGCGGAGCAGCCAUCUGCAACCAAUACUUGGAGAUCGUGGAGCAAGAAGCGUAUAAACAAAUUCAUUCAUUUAAGGGUUGCCCAUGUGCGCGUGUCCCGGUCCCCAGCAGCAUGACCAGCCUUGUGGAUCAAGGGCAAAUACCUGUGGUUCAUUGGGACGGAAACAAGUUGCACGUUUCUGCCGUUGAUGCUCAGACCAAGUAUGUUGCAAUAUCCCACGUUUGGUCUGACGGUCUGGGGACCGACUACUCGGCAAAUGCACUCCCGGCAUGUCAAUUGUCUCGCCUGCAGUCACUCGUUCAUGAGCUCUAUGCAGCAGAGCCGCUCUCAGUCCCGAGGGCGCGUCGUUUGGAUGGUAUGGUCCCAUUCUGGCUUGACUCUCUCUGCGUGCCUGUGGGAACCGAAUAUGAAAACCUGCGCACCAAAGCAAUUGGAAAAAUGGCAGAAAUAUAUCGCCAGGCGGACCGGGUGCUCGUGUUAGACUCCCACGUCCUCAAGCUGCCACGCUCAGCCGACAUGGUGGACAAGUUUUUGCAGAUCCACUUGUCGAAAUGGCACCAUCGGUUAUGGACGAUGCAAGAGGGUCACCUGGCGCGGAGUCUCUUUUUCCAGUUCCAAGACGGAGCUCAGUCAUUGCACGACAUGGGAGAGACCGCAUUGCAGAGUCUCGACCGCUAUGCACCAGAGAGCCUGUGCUCACCCGUGCGGCUUCUGUGCGCCACCGAGCUUGAGGCAUUCUAUCGAUAUUUUGAAGUGGCCAAGGCCAGUGGCACGAGUAUACAGAAAAGGAUGCGAUCAUGCGCAAAGUAUUUGCGCAGCCGCCAGACGAGUCGGUUGGAAGACGAGUCCGUCUGCGUGGCCAAUAUCCUGGAUCUGGACGCCGCGAAGGUUUUGGUAUGCAAGGAUUCCGAUAUGCGCAUGGCCCGCUUCUACGACCUGGUCGGACAGUUCGACCCCCAGAUCAUCUUCCACGAUCACCCUCGCCUCCCGCUCCCAGGUUACCGCUGGGCGCCGCGCUCGUUCCUGCACCAGCUCUCCGACUUCAUACCCAUACGUGAGGGUGGCGGGGUCGAAGACAAUGCCUUGGAUGGCUGGCUCAUUCCCGGGGCCGGCGGUCUCCCUGUCCGAUUUCCGGGCUUCGAGUUUGGAUGUCACGGACUGCCGCCAGUUGAUAUGCCGUUUCUUGUCAGGGCGAGCAACCUGCCCAUACACCUGCAAUGGACGUUCAUGAACAAAAGCGCUUGGUGGGCGUGCACAUACGAGCUGAAGCUGACGGAGAUGCUGCCGGGUCUUGAGAGCCUGGAUGUGAGGCCUAUUGGCGGCCACUACCGGCGAUAUGUGGUCAUAUUACCUGUCGAGUUCCAUCCAGACGCGCUCCCAGUCAAAGGCAUCGUAGGAAUCAUGGACCCAAACGUCCCGCCACAUCCGAUGAUGCUCCCCGGGACACCGAUGGCAGCCUGGACCACUCUAGAUGUAGGGCUACCGGGCAAUCAACGUCCCUGUUACUCGACACCGAAUGGGAUUCCCAUUCAAUAUCUUGGUCGGGUCCAUGUGAGUCUACCUGCAGCAGAAGCAAUUGCCCGAGUCGCCCCCUUCGGCAUGGCCUCGGCCUACGGGCGUGAGCAGGAGUGCAUCGUCUUGGUCCACGGUCUUGCAGGCGACGCAUUGUUGGCCUGGAAAUCUCCCGCCACCGGGACGGUCUGGCCGCAAGACGAGCUCCCUUUCUAUCCCGGCCUGGACAACUCGAGCAUUCGGGUCUUGAGCUUUGGCUACAAUGCCAACCCUGUCACGCUCGUGAAUAACAGUGCCGGCAUCAAUACCAUUGACGAUAACGCAAAUAAUCUUCUCGGAGAUCUCGUUGACCUCAGGGGUGGGCCGGAUGCGGUCAACCGGCCUGUUAUCUUUGUGGGGCAUAACUAUGGAGGUCUUGUUAUUAUGAACGAUGACCUCUUCUGGCACACCCAGGCCCUCAACAUAUCUCACACGAAUGACAUUCAGGGCACGCAGCCGGAACUGGCAGCAAUCUCCAAGGCCAAUAUCGGCGUCCUGUUUCUCGGGACGCCUCACAAAGGAAGCGAUCCCACUGUUUGGGCUCAUGUUCAGACACGGUUUUCGCCACUCCAGGUCUCGAGCUAUUCCCUGGCCGUAAUGGCCGCAAUUUCCACCGGUUCGCCCUUACUUGCCAGUAUCGAGGCCGCAUUCACGAGGGGUCCCAUCACCAGGAUGGAGGUCUUCUCGUUCUUUGAAGGGCAACCGAGCCGGAUGAAUCCAAUCACUCUCCCACCUUUUCAAAUUGUAUGGUGA